Messenger RNA from Nyctereutes procyonoides (raccoon dog), 3296 nucleotides. It is a transcript of the gene STEEP1, whose product is annotated as STING1 ER exit protein 1. The coding region runs from base 73 to 834 and encodes 253 amino acids. The record is from RefSeq and is a predicted model, not a curated record. The transcript is spliced from 8 exons. NCBI's taxonomy places the organism in Eukaryota, Metazoa, Chordata, Mammalia, Carnivora, Canidae.
GCGUGGCUCUGCCGUCAUUUCUGCGCGACCACAAUUUUUUGGCAUUGAGUUUUUGGGCUUCUCCCCCGAACUAUGCCUAAAGUAGUAUCCCGGUCGGUAGUGUGCUCUGACACCAGGGACCGGGAGGAGUAUGACGACGGCGAGAAGCCCCUCCACGUCUACUACUGCUUGUGUGGCCAGAUGGUCCUGGUGCUGGACUGUCAGUUAGAGAAAUUGCCCAUGAGGCCCCGGGAUCGGUCCCGUGUGAUUGAUGCUGCCAAACAUGCCCACAAGUUUUGUAACACAGAAGAUGAGGAGACCAUGUAUCUUCGGAGGAUUCUUUGCUUGUAUCAUCAACUGUCUCUGGGAGGAACAGAAGAAACCAGAAAGAGUAUUCGCCUCCAGGGAAGAGAGGCACCCACCCCUAGGCCUGAAGGGAUUGAACGACAGUACAGGAAGAAGUGUGCAAAGUGUGGACUGCCACUCUUCUAUCAGUCCCAGCCGAAGAAUGCCCCCGUGACCUUCAUUGUGGAUGGAGCAGUGGUCAAGUUUGGCCAGGGUUUUGGCAAAACGAAUAUCUAUACUCAGAAACAAGAGCCUCCUAAGAAGGUGAUGAUGACCAAACGGACGAAAGACAUGGGCAAGUUCAGCUCCGUCACGGUGUCUACCAUUGAUGAGGAAGAAGAGGAAAUUGAGGCUAGAGAAGUUGCCGACUCGUAUGCACAGAAUGCCAAGGUGAUUGAAAAACAGCUGGAGCGCAAAGGCAUGAGCAAAAGGCGGCUGCAAGAGCUGGCUGAACUAGAAGCCAAGAAAGCAAAAAUGAAGGGGACCUUGAUUGACAACCAGUUCAAGUGAAUCAGGACCUUUCUCUCAACCCCAACUGGUGGCAAGCAUUUAGAUAAGGAGGAAAAAGAACUUUGUCUCGACUCCAUGGACUGGUGCCCACCUUUUUGCCCCAGCAGAAGGCUUUACAUUGCUUCCCACUGAUUCCUCCUACCUUCGGUGAGGUCUUUGAGUCUAUCUGACCUGCUUUCUAGAGAUGGGUUUUCUAAAUCUUUCUGUAUAUAGGCCUUCUGUACUAUUUUUUGUCUGUUUCAUGCACACUUCUUCAGCUAUGUAGAAACUCUAUGAAUACAUCAGUGCUCGAGUGUCUCUAGUUUCUAAAGUAGCCAUUCUCCUUCCUUCUUCACAGUUAAUAUAACGUUUAAAGAUGUUUGAAAAAAGCAUUAUGAUGUGCCACAGAGAAAAGUAUCAUGGAUUAUAUUUAAAGUUGCAGCAAUUCUGAUUCUUUUAAGUGACUCUAUUCUUAGACUGGCAGGAAUUGGCUAUGGUUUGAAUCUCUCUGCUGUCAGAAAAAAAUCUACAAAAAGCCAGAAUCUACAUAAAGCUUCCUUCACUUCAUGUUCAGAAAAACUUCCCUGGUAACAAACUACAGAAAUGAUCCCUGAAAGCAUAGCCUUGCUUCCUCUAUUUCAAGUGUUAAAGCAAUAGGUGACUUACUCCUUAUCAGACUUCAUACUUAAGGAACAGCCCAAUUGGAAUGAGGGGUGGGGGAGAGCAGCUCAGAUCGUAAAUGAAAACAGGGUCUCAGUAAGCCACCGAAGUAAGUACCAUCCCAGUGAGCAGCUCAGAAGAGUACUGCUUCCGUACAUGGGUAUAGGAGAGAGACAGUAAGAACCAAUACUGAGAGUAGUGAGUGUAUCUACUGGCUGUCUGGUAUUUCACAUUUGCUAUUUGUAGAGGAGUGUUGUAUAUUUAAAUAUUUAGGGAUGCCUGGGUGGCUCAGUCGGAUAAGCAUCUGCCUUUAGCUCAGGUCAUGAUCCUGAGGAGUGAGCCCCAAGUUGGGCUCUCUGCUCAGCAGGGAGCCUGCUUCUACCUCUUCCUUGGCCCCUCCCCACCGCUCGUGUUCUCUCUCUCUCUCUCUCAAAUAAAUACAAUCUUGUAAAGAUAAAAAAAUUAACAUCAUGCAGUUAGAGAUAGCAAUAUGUAGUGUUACAUACAUGUUUUUAUCUGUUUACUUUAUUGCAAGCUGCUGCAGCUGGAAGAGGAUUUUAACCUCCUUGUAUUCUCCACUUAGCAGUCGCCCAGGACCUAUAUGUGAGGUGCUGUUGGGAAAUAAUUGGGCAUUUUUCCCUGACUUCCUCAUUUAGCGUAGGGGGGUAGAUGUGAGCUAGCGAGAACUGGGAGAAAGAAGGGCGUCAGGGAUCCUGGGAAAUCCUGGGUGGGGCUGUGUUACCAUCUUCCCAAGUUAUUCCCCUGCAUCCAGUGAGGUCUUUGCAACCAAGUCUUCCUCUCCAUCUCAUUUCCUAUCCUCAUUCAGAAAGAUACUUUGACAUUAUAUGGAGAGCCAACCAUAUCUCCUAACAAUUCCUUAACCUCACCCCUAAACAGUGACCUUUACCUUCACACCACUUUAGUUACAAACUCCUGUGACUACAGCUUGGCUGCCAUGUCCAGUGUCUCUGAAAUCCAAAAUUCUAGAAAUCCAGAAUUCUAUUUUGUCAUCACAACCUCCUAACAUUGCUAUUAUCAUGCUCAUAGUUCACUAAACCUGUUUUGUUUGUUUUUAGAUUUGAAGGGUGAUAAUUUUAUUAGUACUUAUAAUAAAAAAUAGUAGUAGUUUACUGAUGAUAAUACUUUCUAGUGGGUAUUUACUAUGUUUCACGUGCUACGGAAAGUGCUUUAUGGGUAUUAUCUUAAACAAGAUGACAGUACUAUGAGACAGAUCUAACUGUUCUCAUUUUCAUUUUAUAAAUGAGUAUCUGAGGCUCUAAGAGUGUAAAUUUCCCAAGAUCCCCUAGCCAGGAAGUGAUCAAGCCAGAAAUCUGACUACAGAACUAGGCUAAAUUGCUAUUCUUAUGGGAUUUUUAAAAAAUAUUUUAUUUAUUUAUUCAUCAGAGACACAGAGAGAGAGGGGGGGGCAGAGACACGGGCAGAGGGAGAAGCAGGCCCCAUGCAGGGAGCCCAACGUGGGACUCGAGCCUGGGUCUCCAGGAUCACACCCUGGGCUGAAGGUGGCACUAAACUACUGAGCCACCCGGGCUGCCGUCUUACGGGAUUUAAAAAAAAAAAAAAUCUAUUAUUGAGAGUGGAUAGCAAUUUCAUUUUGAGAAACCAAGUAAAAUGCGAUAUAAAGACACAUAGAGGUCUCCUUGUAGCAGUUGUGUCGUUACCUUUCCACAUAUUUUCUGAACUAUUUGUCCUUAGCUACUCACUCUAAACCCAUUUUGACAUCUGGUUCAGAUUACGCAUUUUGUUUCAUCUUUAAGACUGUAAAUCAGUGUGUCAUUAGCACCAAAUAAACAUGUGCUCUUCAA